CCGUUUCUCUCCCUGCAGGGACUAAGGUAAGCUAACCGCGAGCGAAGGAAAAAGGAAAGCUCAUUACCGGGUGCGAUGCACUUUAGCCAACUACCAAAAAGUGCGUAAGUUAUUGUAUUGCUUUUAACCGUCAUUCACUAGAGAAGAGGAAACACAUCCGAGAGAAACAAGGACUACGAGUUAAAAACGGCGAAGUCCCCGGCAAUCAACAGGAGCUACUGAGCUGACCGCAUAAACAAAAAGGAGGAAGCAAAAUGACCUAGUUAGCGGCAAGCGUGACGGACAACCUGGUGCAAAUGUGUUGGUUGUAAUUUCCCCCGUUUCACCCACAAGGAAGACACAUGCAUCAGCGCACAUACACGUACGACACAUUUACAAACCCCGCCCUUCCCUUCCUGCCAUCUGCCCCAGUCCUCCAUGGAAUCCUUCAACUUCCACUUUGAGAGAAUGAGCAACCUGGACCUGCAUCCUCUGAGCCUGUCCGUCAGCCGGCUCUCCCCAGCCAAGUCCAACAGCAGCAUUGCCGACCAACUUUCCCACCACCAACACGGCAAAGGAGACUCUGCCUACAGCUCCUUCUCUGGUGGGUCCACUGCCCCAGACUACCCCUCUCCCUUUCUCCCAGACGACCUACAGUCCAGCCCCUUCAGCCACUAUGCCGAUCUUAAGUACGUGAAGUCUGUUUACCAUCCGACCCAGGUUGUGCAAUCUGACUCAAAGACCAUGGACCAGCUCUAUCGCUCUGUGGAAGCUAUCUCACAGCAGUUUCGCAACAAUACCAGCACCAAUGUAAACCAGCACAAUGGCAACGAGAGUUUCCGUACAAACAACAAAGCACUCUCUAAAAAAGUGGUGCAUUUGGGGCCACUAUCCCAAGGUGCUUACCCUUCUGUCCGUCCUCCUCCAAUCCCAGCACGCCUGGAUAGUUUCAUAGCAACAAAAAACUUGGAAAACAGCAGGGUUCACCAUCAGGGUACUGAGUUUCAACCACAGCAGCCACAGCCUCAACAGCAACCCAGAUCCCACAAUCGACUCCAUUCACAGCCCCAUGAUCUGAAUACCCCAAAACCUGAAAUGGCUAACCCAGAUACAGAAAAAUCAAGCUUCAAUUCUGACCCAGUGUACUCAGUUUGGAGGGGCUCUCAACUACAACAGCCACAGGCCCAGCAGCCGCCAAGCUACCGCCCCCACCUCCAACCCAACGAUCAGACAAAGGUGGCGAUAAACCCAGAAUACCUUUUCAUCACAGAUAAAAAGGCUGCCUCUGAGCAGCAGAAAUCAAUAAACAUCCUAAGUCGAUCACCUCCCCUAGGAACAAGUCAACCUGAGCACCUGAAACCCAGAGAGCCGUCGAGCAGUGGUGGAUACAAUGAAGACCAUCACAACAAGCCAAGUAGACAUUUUGAGAGUCAGCGCCAAAGGGCGCACUCAGCCCACGGUUGGCUUGGUUCAGAACCAAGCCGAGCUGCCAGCCCCUGGAAUGCUGGUCAGAGUUUUAUCAAUAGCAGCAUCCAGCAUAAGGGUCAGUUCUACUUUGUGACGGGAGUGUGUAAGCUGUCUGAAUCUGGUAUGAGGACAAACUCUGCAUCUGGGUCUGAGGCUAGGAGUGAGAGCUCCACUGGGUUGGAGACACACCAACUAAGAGAAAAAGAAAGAUGUCACAGCACAAUGGAUAAUUUGUUUAGACCUCUCCAAGAGAGCUCUCGAUCUUCCAGUGGUGUGAUUCCAGAUGAGAGAGAGACUUUCACUUCCCAGAGCAAGGACCUGUCCUCCAGAAGCCAGGAUCAGGAGAAUCACAGACUAUCCCUCAUCUCGACGCAGUCCUCUCUAAACUUUGACAGUUUAGAAGAAAUCAACAUGAUGCAGAGUCGAGAUAUUGGUCGCCACACUGCCAACAACCCUAUAUUCUACUGUGGACCCGACAGAAACUGCCCACCACAUUCAACUAAACAAACGACAGAGUUCACCUCACUGAUAAACAAUGAACAGCCCAACCAACACAAGAGAGAGGAGCAGGCAAAGAGAGGGAAACGGCAGCCUUUGGGCGAUGUAGCCAGCGAGAAGAUAAACAAAGAAACUACCCCGCUUCUUUACCACCUCACCGGAGCCAGCAGGGCAGCCUUACAGCCUAAAAAGGAUGCUGAUUUCAGUAUAAACAGCAAGGAAGCAAUUCCAGACAAAACAGGUCAUGGAGACGUGGUUACUAGCGACACGCAAAGACCCCCAAAAAGUGACACGAGCAAGAACGAUAGAGGGGAAGUUAUCUCUGUUGACUGUAACACCCUGGACGACUCAUUUAAAAAGUACUACAAAGAAAAGCUGAAGGAUGCCCAGUCGAAAGUCCUAAGGGAGACGUCCUUUAAAAGGAAAGACCUGCAACUGUCAUGGCCGCACCGUAUCAGGCAAAAACCGGAGCUGAGACCUACAGUGAUUCAUACCUUCACCCCAUCACAGGACUCUGAGACUUCCACGGAUACACUCACUCCCUCUGUGACCUCUGAGGAAACAGAGAAGGGGAGCAUAAAAGAAGACGUCAAGGAGAGUCAGGAGGAGAUGGACAAAGAGACGAAAAAGGAAAACGGGAAACCAGCGAAUGUGGCCAUGCCCCAGGUAGCACGUAUCGGAGGCAGGAAGCGAUUGACUCCAGAGCAAAAGAAGAUGUGCUACUCUGAACCAGAGAAACUCAACCAGCUUGGUAGUGCACCCAUCCACUCAGCAUGCCGCUCAUUUGGCAACGAAAAGGACAGCCCGUUUGCAGUUGAAUGCCAGGGAGAGGAACGUGUGCAGCAAGGAGAGCAGGGACUGGUUGCAGCACGGCGGAAGAUGUUUGAGACAAGAGGUAGAGCACUUUCAGCCUCUAGUGCUUCAAAGACAAACUUAAAACAUCUGCAACAGAAGGCCCUGGUGGAGUACAUGGAGCGUAAGACGGGCCAAAAAGUGGCUGAACCACAGCAACCAACGCCUCAGACACCAUCUCCAUCCAGACAGAGGCAUUCUCUGGGGGAGAAACCCUUUGACUGGGGUCCCAGGCCUCUAUCAGGAAAUCAUGAAGGCAGAAACACCAAGAAGAAACUCCACAGACCCCACUCUGCAGGCCGCAUCCUUGACUCAUCCGCCAGCUCAAUCAGGUACGCCCAGUUCUUCUCAGCUCAGUCUUGUUCGGGCCAAUAUGCCAGCCAGUCAAAUCAACCCAAAUGGAGGGAGAGUCAAGGUCCAUUUCACGGGAAGUCUGCCUCAGUGGAGAAUCUCUUGGACCAGCCAGAACCACCUAGUUUCCUCAGGAACAGAUCCACAUCCACACCACAUGCGUUUCAGGCACUUGACUAUGAAGAGGAUCCAUUACCAGUUACUAUGGAAACCUGGAGUGCCCAGACGGAUGCCACUGAGAACUCCUUAAUUAAGCCGCCCCCUGAGGGCCAUCAGCGAGUCCGUGUGGUCGCGCAGAGGGGGAAGUCCAUGGAAGAGCUCGGGGCAUCAAAGUUAACAAGACCAUCAGCCUUUAGUAAAAGUUCUGAGCAGCUAGAUCAACUGUGGAGGGAUUCGACUGGACCAGGAGGACCAGACGGAGACAAGAUGAGUGUUUCAUUCUUUGCCGAAGUCAGAGAAGCCCAGGGGCAGGACGGUGGGAAGAAGAAACAAAAUCUAACAGAGCAAGCUGGAAAAGAGCCAGAGAUUGUUGGUCAGAAGAACACUCAGGGACAGACACAAAACCAAAUCCAGAAAAAGUCUUCGUUGAAGCAGAACUCCGAACCUGUGGAAGAUGCCACAGUAGGAACAAGGAACUCAAGUCGAUCCACCUCGCCGGCAGCCUCCUGUUCCUCUGCCCGGGCCAGGGUUCACUCUGGUUCGCAAGGUCCGGUCAAAGAUGAGAUCAGGUCCAGUAGACUGUCCAGUGAGACUUCAUCUGACCUACCUUCCCCCAGAUGUCCAGUCACCAGUGAGAGGGGGAUCAAAUCCCCCUCGUGCAACCCCACCCAGACAAAGCUUCUUUGUGAAAACAGGCCGAGCUCCAGAGUCAGGACUUCUCCACCUUUGACUGGGUCCGAGAGAGAGCAGUCGGUGGAUGAACCAAGCACUGACGCCCCACAGCCUGAUUCCAACCACGAAGUGUCUCUGAGCUGCGGCGUCACCACAGAUCCAUCGCUGUGGAUUCUUCCUCCAGAGGAAGAGAUCAGAGACGAACACCAGACUUCACCGCUAACAGACAACGUUUUUGACGAUGAGUCCACCGUCUCGGCCCCUCCAACGCAGACAAGUGAAAGCUCUGUGUCUCCCCGCACCUCCGUCUCUGACACAGACAUCAGUCAGCAGGCGGAGGAGGAGGACAAUCCAGAAAUGGAAGAUGAGAAGUCAGGGGAAAUGCACGAGAUGGAGGAGAGGGGAACACCAGAGGGAGAGACGGAGAGCGCGGAGAGACCUAAAUGGAAGGAGCUGGUAGAAGCGUUGGUCAAGGCCGACCGAUCACUGGCCAGAGUCCUCUACCCGCUGACCAAUCGUAAGACAGCACUGAUGCUGAUGGAGCAGCUGCUGUCUGAAGACACGCUGCUGAUGGAGGAGCACUACAAGAAGAAACAGGAGCAGAAAGGAACUGCUGAAAGUGCCGAAACGGUCGAAGGGGCUGAACCUCCUUGUCCUUCCGUUCCUGACAGCCUGAAACCUCAGUGUACAGAUCUGCAGAGCAAAGCUGACAUCGCUGAGAAAAAGCGUCUGUUAGCGUCCUAUAUCGAGGAGCGUCUGCGUUCGCUGGAAGAGACGCGCUGUGCCCUGCAGGCAGAGGUUCAGCAGAACGUGGCCCACGGAGAGGCCCUACAGGUGCUGGUCCGUGAGCGCUGUUUGGCCGUGGAGCUGGAGAGGUACACCCUGUUCAUAGGAGACCUGGAGAGGGUGGUAAACCUGCUGCUGUGCCUCUCUGCUCGGCUGGCCAGGGUGCAGAAUGCCCUGAGCACCGUGGACCAACACACAGAUGCCGAGGAGAAGCAAUCUCUGGACAGUCGCCACCGUCUGCUGUGCAAACAGAGGGAGGACGCCAAAGAUCUGAAGGAUAACCUGGACCGGAGAGAGAACCUGGUCUCCACCUUUCUGUCACGUCAGCUGUCCGCCGAGCAGCUGCAGGACUACCGGCGCUUCAUCCAGACCAAGGCCUCGCUGCUCAUCCGACAGAAGGACCUGGAGGAGAAGCAGAGGCUGGGAGAGGAGCAGCUGGAGGGCCUGUCCAACAGCCUGCAUAUGUGAAGGGAGGAACACAAAAGCACAGAUUCCUCCUUUCUUUUCUUUUCUUGACUUGCCUUAAAGGAGGAUGGGCUUAUUUAAAAAGACUGUAAAAGACAUGUAGAGAGUUUCGGCUGUACUUUUCACUUGGAUUAUAAGUGAUCCAACUGAUGUCUUUAACCCAUUUCACCCUGUCAGGACUUUCUUUUUUUCUUUAAAAGAGUUUGACAGGGCUACUGGGGAACCCACCAUGCCUCUUGCUGCUCUCCUGUCAUAUUAUCUAGGCUGCACAUGAGAUGAGCAAUAAAGACUGAUGAGCUCCUUUCUGUCAUCUGUCGAGGGUGCCCAGAACACUCACCCAAUCUCCACCCAGUGUCAGUCUGCACAAUCUGCAAAGUGUGCCCUGGAGGCUUUUCCCUAAUGUGUCGCACAUGUUUCCGUUGACUUUAACCAGAUAACUGAGCAGUUUUUAUGUGUGCCUUGAUGUUAAUGUUGCUGUGGAACGUCUUCCAUUAGAGCCGCUGUGUAGAAACUUUGCGUCCCUUGUUAGCAAUUCAGCAACUGUCCUUCCCUUUUUCAAUACAUUGGUAGUGCUACAGCCCUGUAUCUGCACCUGUGGAAAUCUAUUAUAAGCUUUAAGAUUGUAUUUUGACCUGUGAGAGGGGUUCAGUGAAAGAGCAAAGCCUGAGAUGGGGGAGGUUUACUGGGUCAUGUCAGUAAAAUGUACAGCAGACAUUUUUUUUGUGUGUGUUUAAAAUUAAGGCACUAAAAACCAAAAAGGGUGAAUGAAAAAAGCACUUUUUAAUGAUACAUAAAUGCACAUUUCUUCAAAUCAGAUUGAAGUAAAAAGUGAAAGCCUUACUCCAUCCAUUUAAAUAAUAUUUCUAUUCUUUUGUCUUCAAUUUUAAAUAGGAAUGUUGAAAUAUUUUUUCUUUAAAAGAAGGACUUGAGCAGACCCAGCAUCAUUCAGGAUUGUGCACAAAUACCUUUCCAGCUAAUUUCAUACGUAAUGUUAAGUCUUGAUGAUUUCAUGCUGGAAUGCUUCCUUAUAAGGAGGUGCUAAAUCUCUUUAAAGCAGAUUAUAACAUCAGCAACAAUUAUAUCACAGAGUUUUUUCUCCCAAUGUCCCUUUGUGGCAAACGUGGCAUGUGAUACUUGAAAUACUUUUGUAUUAAAGAGGAAAGUCCACAAUCUUCACUUCAGGUGUCUUAAACUCAUUUUCUAUUUUCUACCUCCACUGUGUAGGCCCUUUUAGACAAACUGUAUCUGUACCUUUAAGUUUGUUUAAAGUUACACAGUAGUUAAAAAAGCUCUUGUUAGCCCUGGAUUAAAAUACACUCUUGAAUCAAACGACUUUUCCCCUAAUUUAAAAGAAAAUCUCACAUUUUAAAAACUGCACGUGUUUGAAAUUAAUAUUUGUCAUUAGUGGUUGUAAUUGUAUUAAUUUCUUUUUACUCAAUCUUCAACCAGAUGCAUCAGAGAGGUGUGUGUGUGUGUGUGUGUGUGUGUGUGUGUGUGUGUGUGUGUGUGUGUGUGUGUGUGUGUGUGUGUGUGUGUGUGUGUGUGUGUGUGUGUGUGUGUGUGUGUGUGUGUGUGUGUGUGUGUUUUUGAAAUAAUGAAUGUAAAUGAUUGUUUUCAUGUGUGUAGAGAAUGUGUAGAGAAUAGUUCUUGAACAGAAAGUCAAACUCCUUUCAGAGUUUGCUGUUUAAGUUUUCAACAAAACUCUUAUGAAGUCAAAAAGUGAUCAAAAUGUAAUAGUCCUUCAGGAAAUAAUACCUGUUGGUCGUAAUAAAAAAAAUAAAAA
Molecule: messenger RNA, 7012 nt
Organism: Etheostoma cragini (Arkansas darter)
Lineage: Eukaryota; Metazoa; Chordata; Actinopteri; Perciformes; Percidae
Gene: shroom1
Product: shroom family member 1
Exons: 9
Coding region: 418-5232 (1604 amino acids)
Biological process (GO): actin filament organization
Cellular component (GO): adherens junction; apical junction complex; apical plasma membrane
Molecular function (GO): actin filament binding
Source: RefSeq, a predicted model, not a curated record